AGGGAGCUGCUCAACAUUUGCAUGGAUGCCAAACACCACAAGAAGAAACCAGGUCCCGAAAAUAAGCUCCAUGAACAGCCCCUGGAAGGAUAAUGCCUGCUGUACUGCCAACACGAGCUGGGAAGUUCACAUGGAUGUGUCUCCUCUAUACAACUUCAACUUCAGGCAUUGUGGCGUGAUGACCCCCAGCUGCAGGAUGCACUUUAUCCAAAAUGCCUGCCUCUCUGAGUGCUCCCCAAACCUGGGGCCCUGGAUCCAGAAGGUGAGCUCUAGCUGGCAGAAGGAGCGUGUCCUGAACGUGCCUCUCUGCUGGGAAGAUUGUGAAGAAUGGUGGGAAGACUGCCGCACCUCUUAUACCUGCAAGUCUGACUGGCACAGAGGCUGGACCUGGAGAGCAGGUAAGAACCACUGUCCUCCCAGGGCCCUCUGUCGUCCGUUCCCUCACUAUUUCCCAUCUCCAGCUGACCUCUGUGAGAAGAUCUGGAGCAACUCUUACAAAGCCACCAAAGAGCGACGGGGCAGUGGACGUUGCAUCCAGAUGUGGUUUGACCCUGCCCAAGGCAACCCCAAUGUGGCCGUAGCCCACCUUUAUGCAAGCCAUGCCAUUUCCCAGCAGUUCUCCCGCAUUGCGUUCUUAGCUCCCCUCCUACUACUUGCUCUCUAAGAGGACCUAACACUUAUACACAAAUUCAUCUCAACUAUCAGCUGACCUUUCUUCUUGGCUCCUGGACAAAAGAACCUGGGACUUUCCUCCCUCUGGGGCUCCUUAAGUUGGAAAGAGGUUGCUCUUCUGCCUCCCUUUUAUGCAUAUGUCUGUGGGGAGAUCAGUUUUAGAAGAGACCCUUUCAGUGUUUCGCUUUAUUUGAUCCCCCUUCUGACUUUUGGACUGCCUUGUAACAUAAGUGGCCUCCUCAGAUCAACUCUGCUCCCUUGAGAGGGAGAUGGGCUAGGGGGCUAGGUCUGGCACUUAACCUCCCAAGGAACCUAAGAAGGAACACAGGACCUGGGUUCUGACUACUUUUCUUUGUUCCGCAGCAAAGUCAAGGUCAGCCAGGCCUGGAUUUCCUCACUUUGUUGGUCACCUUAAUAAAAA
Molecule: messenger RNA, 1093 nt
Organism: Vombatus ursinus (common wombat)
Lineage: Eukaryota; Metazoa; Chordata; Mammalia; Diprotodontia; Vombatidae
Gene: IZUMO1R
Product: IZUMO1 receptor, JUNO
Exons: 4
Coding region: 26-664 (212 amino acids)
Biological process (GO): sperm-egg recognition; fusion of sperm to egg plasma membrane involved in single fertilization; cell adhesion
Cellular component (GO): external side of plasma membrane
Molecular function (GO): signaling receptor activity
Source: RefSeq, a predicted model, not a curated record